AUGAGUGCUCCAGCAAAAGAUCCAGUUCACCCAAAAACAGGUGAAAGAAAUAUUUUAAUUACAUCAGCUUUACCAUAUGUCAACAAUGUUCCACAUCUUGGUAAUUUAGUUGGUAGUACUUUAUCUGCUGAUGUUUAUGCCAGAUAUUGCCGUUUAAAAAAUUACAAUGUUAUUUAUAUUUGGGGGACUGAUGAAUAUGGUACAGCAACAGAAACUAAAGCAUUACAAGAAAAAUGCACACCAAAAGAAAUUUGUGACAAAUAUCAUAAAAUUCAUAAAGAAAUUUACGAAUGGUUCAAUAUUUCAUUUGAUAAAUUUGAUAUUUUUAAGAAAUUAAACGAUAAUGGUUACACAUUAACUCAAGAAAUCGAACAAUUAUAUUGUGAACAAACUUGUAAAAUGUUUUUAGCUGAUCGUUAUGUCGAAGGUAUUUGCCCACAUUGCCAAUAUGAAGAUGCUCGUGGUGAUCAAUGUGAUAAAUGUACCAAACUUUUAAAUCCAACCGAUUUAAUCAACCCACGUUGUAAAAUGUGUUCAAAACCACCAAUCAUUAAAUCCACCAAACAUAUCUUUAUUGACUUACCACAAUUACAAUCAAGUGUCCAAGAAUUUGUAAAGAGAAAUAGUGCCGAUGGUAACUGGAGUGAAAACUCUAUCCAAAUCACAAAGACAUGGGUUGAUGGCGAAUUAAAGCCACGUUGUAUUACCAGAGACUUAAAAUGGGGUACACCAGUACCAUUAGAAGAAUUCAAAGAAAAAGUUUUCUAUGUUUGGUUUGAUGCACCAAUUGGUUAUAUCUCUAUCACUGCCGAAUACACCAAAGAUUGGGAAAAAUGGUGGAAGAAUCCAGAAGAUGUUAAACUUGUUCAAUUCAUGGGUAAAGAUAAUGUUCCAUUCCACACUGUUAUUUUCCCAGCCUCCCAAAUUGGUACCAAAGACUCAUACACCCUUCUUAACAACCUCAGCACCACUGAAUAUCUCAACUAUGAAACUGGUAAAUUCUCAAAAUCAAGAGGUACUGGUGUUUUUGGUGAUGGUGCUAAGAACACUGGUAUUCCAUCAGAAGUUUGGAGAUUCUAUUUAUUAAGCAACCGUCCAGAAUCCUCAGAUUCCGUCUUCUCAUGGGAUGACUUCAACGCUAAGAACAAUGAAUUAUUAAAUAACUUUGGUAAUUUAGUUAACCGUGUUCUUAAAAUGAUCUCAACUACAUAUCAAGGCACUGUACCAACUAUUGAUAACACCAAAUUAAAUGAAGCUGACCAUAAAUUUAUCAAUGAAGUCAAUCAAAAUCUCGAUCAAUACUUUAAGAGUCUUGAAGAGAUCUCACUUAAAGAAGGUCUUAAAAUUACCAUGGCCAUUUCAAAAUUAGGUAACUCUUACAUGCAAGAAAACAAACCAUGGGAAGGUGAUAAAGAACGUUCAGCCCUCGUUUUAGCAGUUUUAACAAAUCUUAUCAAACUUUUAGCUACUCUCUUUGAACCAUAUAUCCCAUCACUCACUGACAGAAUUCAUCAACAACUCAAUGUAGAACCAACCAAAUACUCAACCAAAUUUGACUUACAUGCUAUUCCAGGUGGUCAUGAACUUUCAAAACAAAUCGAACCAUUAGUUAAAAAGAUUGAUGCUGCUGAUCUCAAGAAAUGGAGAACCCAAUUCAGUGGUCUUGGUCCAGAAUUCCCAAUUGAUUUAAAGAUUGGUACCAUCACUGAAGUUAACGACCAUCCAUCUGCUGAACAUCUUUACAUUAUCAAGGUUAAUUUAGGUGGUGAUGUUAAUAAAACUGUAGUUUCAGGUAUUAAGAACAAUUUCGAAAAAUCAGAAUUACUCAACAAGAAAUUAGCAGUUGUUUGUAAUCUUAAACCAAGCAAAUUUAAGGGUGUUCUCUCUGAAGCUAUGAUCAUUGUUGCUGAUGAUGGCAAAGGUGCUAAAGACAGUCUCUCAUUCUUAGUUCCAAAGAAUCCAGAUGCUGUUGUAGCUGGCUCUAAAAUUGCUGGUAAAGGUAUGUCAAUCCAACCAAAACCAUCAAUCGACUAUCAAAAAGAAUUCCUUCAUUACGAUUUAACCUGUGUCGAUCAUGUCAUCUCUUAUAAUAAAACUCCACUUUUAAUUAAUCAAUCAGAACCAUUAGUUUCAGAAAAAUUAUCAACCGGUAAAAUUAGAUAAAUAAAAAAAAACAAUCAAAC
This is a messenger RNA of Dictyostelium purpureum, 2183 nucleotides long. Its product is annotated as methionyl-tRNA synthetase. Gene Ontology annotation, molecular function: tRNA binding; ATP binding; methionine-tRNA ligase activity. The record is from RefSeq and is a predicted model, not a curated record. Bases 1 to 2163 code for a protein of 720 amino acids. The transcript has 3 exons. Gene Ontology annotation, biological process: methionyl-tRNA aminoacylation. Gene Ontology annotation, cellular component: aminoacyl-tRNA synthetase multienzyme complex; cytosol. Lineage: Eukaryota; Evosea; Eumycetozoa; Dictyosteliales; Dictyosteliaceae.